This is a messenger RNA of Limanda limanda (common dab), 1186 nucleotides long. Its product is annotated as actin-related protein 2/3 complex subunit 5-A-like. Gene Ontology annotation, cellular component: Arp2/3 protein complex; cytoplasm; actin cytoskeleton. Gene Ontology annotation, biological process: cell migration; Arp2/3 complex-mediated actin nucleation; regulation of actin filament polymerization. The transcript has 4 exons. Gene Ontology annotation, molecular function: actin filament binding. The record is from RefSeq and is a predicted model, not a curated record. The coding region runs from base 108 to 560 and encodes 150 amino acids. NCBI's taxonomy places the organism in Eukaryota, Metazoa, Chordata, Actinopteri, Pleuronectiformes, Pleuronectidae.
AGCAGGAAGUGAAGUAGCGGUAGGUGGACACUGGACAGCUCAGCUGCUAAUAUCUGCUGUCCUGAAAGCCUGUUUCUCCCCGAAUAGCAUAUCCUUCUGCGUCCAUCAUGUCCAAAAGUUCACUGUCAGACCGCUUCAGGAAAGUGGACGUGGAUGAGUACGACGAGAACAAGUUUGUGGACGAGGAGGAGGGAGGAGAGAACCAGGGCGGCCCGGACGACGCCGAAGUGGACGGUCUGCUCAGACAGGGGAACAUGACUGGUGCUCUCCACGCUGUGCUGAAGAACCCACCAAUCAACUCCAAGAACCAGAACGCCAAGGACCGAGCUGAGCUGCUGGUGGUCAGAGUUCUGAGCAGUUUCAAGAGCAGUGACAUAGAGAAAGCUGUCGCAUCACUGGACAAAGCAGGAGUGGACCUGUUGAUGAAAUACAUCUAUAGAGGCUUCGAGAAACCCUCUGACAACAGCAGCGCUGUGCUGCUGCAGUGGCACGAAAGGGCUCUGGCAGUGGGAGGAGUGGGCUCCAUAGUCAGAGUGCUGACUGCCAGGAAGACUGUCUGAUCUUCCAACAUGGUCCAUGAGUAAACGGACGUCAAACUGUUGACUGAGACACGUCUCCUCUUUCUCUGCUUUGGGACACGAUUAGCCUUUUGUUUUCAUACUGGAACGGAGUGUCUUCCUGAUCCAGUUCUCUCCUCCUUUUUUCUGCACUCACUAUUUUCAGUCACACCUCUGGGGUUUGGAUGUGCUGGCAGUCAGACAGGGAGGUGCUGGCACCUCACACUGUCUGUGUCUGCCAGCCGUGCAGAGAGAAGACACAAGUCUGUCCAAAGCAGCGCCUCGCUCCUUUCAAACUGCUUCACAGCUGCUCUGCUGCCUCCGCUGGCUGCUCACUGCAACAUCUCCUCCUCAUCUCUCCUCCCCUCCUCCCUCUCGGGCCUCUGACUCAUCCAGGUUGAGGAAAUGGAAAAGACUCUUCUUGGCCGGACUGUCAUGGACUGGUGACCUGUCCAGGGCGUUUCCCUGCCUUUUUUGCCCAGUGCAUGCUGGGUUGUUUUCCCCCUAACAUUCUAACUUCUGAACAUCUUUGUUCAUUGACUUUUUUUCUACUUAGACCAUCUCCACAUUGCUUAUAUUGUUUCUUUUUAUACCUGAAAUAAAAGACAAAAUAAUGUACUACAUCUAAA